AAAUAUCAUAUGGACAAGUAUCUAUCUAAUCUAUCCCUCUAUAUAGUUAGUAAGACUAGUAGAACAAUUUCUAAGAUUACAUCGUUACUUAAUUGCUAUCCAUUGUUCAAAGUGACUAAUCAUAUUCAUCUAAAUGCUAAGCUAUUAUUCAGAAGUAUAUACAUUUCUCUAUAUUUUAGUUAAUUUUCUCCUUUUAUUUUUUAAGAAUUAAUCAAUACCAUCAUUUGCAGUAAUAAUUUGUAUAAUAGAAAUCCAACUCCUGAGUAUAUAUUUUUAUAAAAAAUAGGCUUUUCUAUUAAUGUUCAGAAAUUUUUUAAAAUGCUAAUUAAGAUUUCAUUGAUUAUAUUUUUGAUAUUACCCCAAACUAAAAUGACGAAUCAUAACUAAUCAAGAAGAAUUUAUUUCGCACUUUAAUUUCUGUUGUAGAAUGUGAUACUCUUAAUGAAACAAUAUGUGGUUACUUAUAUAAAGCAAUGAAUUCUUGUAUUCAAAAAAGAGGAACUGAUGUCUGGAACUAUUUAGAAAAUGAUUCAAGAAUUAUAUCUUCUUUAAUCAAACAUGUUGAUUAACCUUAUAUUUGUCGUAUCAUUACAGAAUUGAUUAUUUUUGGCUAUUAACCUUAAUAACUAUUAGAUUAUUCUUAUAAAGCUCAAUAAAUCUCUAAUAGAUUAUUUAAAAUGAUGAUUUAUAAAUCUCAUUCAAACUUAAUUGUUGAUAACAUUUCUAAUAUUUUUAUAGAAAUUUUUUAAAGAAAAUAAUAGAAUCCAAAUUUAGAAAUAUCAAAAAUCUUAGAAACAUUUCAACAUCCAAAACAAUUAUUUGAUUUAGAAAUUCAAUCUAAUUCAAAAGGACCUUACAGUAUAUUAAAUUUACUUUUAGAAUAUAUAAUUAAUUAUUAAUAAGAUCAAUUAGAAUUAUUAUUUCUUAAUGUUUUAAAAUUAAUACCUUAAUAAUUGAAAGUUCAGAAUUAUUAAAAAGAUAACUAUUUUGGAAAGCUUUUUGGUAGUUCAAAAAUGGCAUUAAUACUUUUAACUUUCUAAUUAAUAUAGUAUUAUUAUAUGUUUUAAAUUUAGAUUAAAAAAUGUUGCAAUCAACUCUGAAUUAAUACAGUAAGAUUUUGCGGAUAUUUUUAUUAAUAUUGCUCUUGAAUUUCCUUUACAUUAAUAACUUCAUCAUUAUGUUUUUUGGAUAUUCAAAACAAUAAUUGAUAGCGAUUAACCAGAAUCAAUAUCAAAAGUAAUUUAAUAUAUUAAACAUUAGAUAAUUGAUUCUCUAUUAAACUUUAUUAUUGAAUAACUUAGUAAUCAAUAAAAAUAAAACUAAGUUGAAUUAGAAGGAUUUGUAAGUCAAUUAGCAAAGUAUUUGAUUGAUAGACAAAAUAAUGUAAUUAUUGGAUAAGCUAUGAAAUAAAACUAAUAAUGGAAAUUAAUUUGCUAAACAACUUUAAAAAAUAUCAAUCAAAUUGAAUAGUCAUUCCUAUUUAAUUUUAAUCCAAAUUGUAAAAUAUUAGAUCAGUUAUAAAAUUUAAAUUAAUUUGAAAUUGAAUAAGAGAUUAAAUUAGAACAAUAAAAAUAAUAAUAAUUAUUAUUAUAAGAAUAAUAAUAAAUUUAAUAAGAAAAAUUAGGAUAAAAUGAGUAAUUUAAUUGA
Messenger RNA from Paramecium sonneborni, 1647 nucleotides. Lineage: Eukaryota; Ciliophora; Oligohymenophorea; Peniculida; Parameciidae. The record is from the annotation of a GenBank genome assembly.